Molecule: messenger RNA, 936 nt
Organism: Williopsis jadinii
Lineage: Eukaryota; Fungi; Ascomycota; Saccharomycetes; Phaffomycetales; Wickerhamomycetaceae
Exons: 1
Coding region: 96-734 (212 amino acids)
Source: RefSeq, a predicted model, not a curated record
CAAAGCUAAAAAGGUAAACAAAGGGAAAAUAAGAGGAAGAACACGUUUACCAGACGAGAAUACAUUGAUUACCAAGGAAGAUUUAUACAUUAUUGAUGGCGGAAUUGAACGAAGCUGAAGAGUUUGAAUUGAAGCUGAGAAGGGUAAAAGACUGGCUUUCACAGGGGUCCCAUGAGCCAGCAGGGAAUAGGCAAGACAGUGAGGAAGAGGUGAAAGAGCACGAAGAAGAAACAAACGCGCGAAAGGAUCACUACUAUGACAAGCUGCAGAGAGAUCUAAUACAAAAGAAGAAGUUCUUACGGGAAGCGAAGAAAGCUCUGUUUCAGUUGCAGGCUCCGGAAACAGUCGAGGAAGAGUUACAAGGUGUCCUGUACACUAAUGAACGUUUACCGUUUAAGGAGGAACGUGGUGAUUCCAUAGGCUUAGUGCUGGCGCUAGGCAAGGUGGAAAGCCAGGUUGUGGAGUGUAGACAGCUUUUGGAGAAACUGAACAAGGACUCAAGGCUAUUGGAUGAACGACUAGCUAUUGAGAAAGGAUGGAACGAUGAACUGAACCUGUUAGUUAACGAGCUCUCCAAAAGGCAAGAGAAACGCAGUGGAGAGUCAAACGACAGAACUGAAGAUGGCGUACGUGCCCAGUCAAUGGAUGAAACUGCUCUAAGAGCUAAAAUUGCGGAGGAGAAACAAAGAUAUAGACAACUUCGUAACUCCCUAAGGUCACUACAACAGACAUGAGAGACAUGUUCUAGCUAUUCUUAUGAGUGGAGACAGAGCAGAGACAAAAUGGAACUUGAUACCAAUGAAGGGUGUAAUACACUCCUCUAUUUAACAACCAGUUGUUGGGCUCAACACGUAAUAAUAUCUCUCCCUACUCAACAGAAACUACGUUGUAUAUAAAUAUAUCGCACCACAGACGGUGUGACGUAUCGUAAAUCAC